AUGUCCAGCGGCAAUGUUAAACUCCUGGGCGACAAUGUGGAAAUCCUGGAUUACGAAGCCGAGGGCGAGACUCCCACCGCAGAGCAGUUUCCAGCCGCCGGAGCGGGAGACGAGAGCCGCCCCAUGCCCAUCGUUUUCACCGUCGAUAAUUUGCUGGCCAACAUCGCCACGGCAGAUCCGGCGGAAGUGGAGCGGGCCUACAACACUGGACGUAUAUCUCUGGAGGAUAUUGUCGUAGCGGCCCAUCUGUCGUCUGAUUUUCCCCUUUUCGUUCCUGCUUUCUCGCUUUCCCCGGGAGAAAAAUUGCUCCUCUUACCCCACGAUGAGUUUAUGGCCUAUCAAGCGUUGAACGAGAUGUGGUGCAACGGUCUUGCCAGAAAGGUCGCAGACGCGGAAGCACGGGAGAAGGCGGAGCGCGAGGACGCAGAGCACGAGGAGGAGCGUGAGGCUGCUCGGGCUGCUGCUGCGAGGAAGCAGGCGGAGGAGCGUGCGGUUGCUCUGGCGGAGCACGAGGCGUAUAUUCAAGCUACUAGGGUGAAGCAGGGGGCGCUCCGAUCGCGGCUGGAGGACCUGGAGCCCCGUCACCAUGACCCGCUUGCAGCAGCAUUGCCUCCGCCCUACCCCCGUCGUCGUAUUAUCGACUUUCCCCAAUCGCAAUCCCAGGUGCCCCUUGAUUCCCGUAGUACCGCCUCGACGCACGAGAACGAGCGGGAGGUGGCGGCUACUCCGGCGAACGAGAAGGGGCGAGAGCUGGCAGCUACUCCGACGAACGAGAAGGGGCGGGAGGGGGCGGCGACUCCGGAGUUUUCGGUGACGUUGGGUCUUCCGGUCGGUUCUGAAGACGGAGCAUCGUUUGCGGCCGCAACCACGGGGUACGAGUUCCAUGUUGGCGAUACAGCGUUCCUGUCCCGCUCACUGGAGAUGCCAGCCGAAGACGUAACUUUCCACGACGAGGAUAAACUGGAAGCUCUUUUUGCAUGGGCUGGCGUAAAACAUCUCGUCCGUGCUCAAUUUCCCCACUCUCACACCGUUGCUUUCGGGUACAUUUAUUCUGCCCCCUACAUCACGAAACUUCUGCCUUCUUCGCGGCAGUCCAUGUUCCGGCUUUUGUUCGCUCUCCGUCGUGCCUCUUUUACGAGCGGUCUUCAAGGAACGUCGGUGGUGACUCAAGAUGGAGGACUCCAGCUGCCUCUUGCUCGUGCUGCCUCUAACAACGACUUCAAGCACGAUCUGCAAGCCCCCCGGCAGGCAUCUUCCCGCCCUGCACAUGGUCCUAAAGGAGAUAAGGACUACAGUCGAUCGGCGGCUCCUGCGUUUAAGAGCUGGAAGAACCGUUGGGGUGACCAAGAUUCGACAGCCAAGAGCGGGACGGACGACCACCGCCGCUCCACCCAGUCUUCGCGAGGGCGCGGCACCGGAGAUGGCGGGCGAGGGCAAGUCGUGGGGACCCAGCCUACCAGGUCGUCGCCGGCGAGCCGCCACCGCCGAAACAGGAAUCGGAGCGCAGAACGUCAUCAUUGCACCAAUCCUUUGUCUAGGCGUGGGCGCAGCCGGAGCGGAGACCGUCGUGGGAGAAACACGACUUCGUCUAGGCGUAGCCGCAGCCGGAGCCAGAACCGGAGAGGGGGCAACAGCAGGGCGACCAGUACUGACAGCAGUCGCGGCGGAAAAGGGGGACGGAAGUCAGGCCACGGGAACAGGCAAGUAGAAAACCAUCUGCGCAAGGAACCGGCAGGGCCCUCGACGUACACCUUCUUCAUCCAGAAAUUGGCGGCUGCCUGGGACACUCAAGACAAGAGCUCGGGGAUUGAUCGUCUUCGCCGUUUUGGCGUAUCCAACGGCGAGACUUACGGAGAAUACAAUGGUCGUUAUACGGCUCUGGCCAUGACCGUCAUGGAGCAUCGUCGUGAAGAGAUCGUGCUUACGGGGUCGUAUGCCAAGUUUGCUCAAAACCAUGACAUGAAACAUCAUCUACUAGAGACGGGCACCCGCCUCCUUGCAGAAGCCAGCCCCUUCGAUCGUGUUUGGGGUAUCGGCAUGUCUUCAUGCUUUCCAGAUGCUAGCGAUUCAUCCAAGUGGGCGGCUAGCGGAAAAAACUUGUUGGGAAAAGCUUUGAUGGAAGUUCGACGCCUCUUGCGUGAUCAUCCCCUAUCUGGUGAAGGGACGAAGCCCGUUGCAUCACGCCCGUAUCGUAUCAACCCGUUGAUGCAAAACAAAGUGGAUGCCGUUUUGGACCAGUAUUUGGCGGCAGGGCUCAUCCAACAUUCCACGUCUCCGUGGGCUUCUCCUUUAGUUGUCAUCCCCAAGAAGGACGGAUCGGUUUGCAUCACCGUCAACUACAAACGUCUCAACGCUCUGGUGGAUUUGGAUUGGACAACCUCUCCCUCGAGUGUACGGUAUCUUGGAUUCUCUGUACACCGGGAAAGUGUUCUCCAUCUUCGACCUCAAGUCGGCUUUCCACAAGAUCGGAGCCAACGCAAGUCCGUCUGGUUCGUCAAGGUCAUCAACAGAAUGUUGCACGGUCUGGAGCGUGUGCUUGCGUAUCUGGACGACGUCAUCUGUUUCAAUGAGGAACCUCUGGGACACGUGCUGAACAUGAUCGAGUUCUUCAAACGACUGCGACAGUGCAACCUCAAACUGUCUCCAGGGAAGGCUCGCGUCGGCGCCACGCACGCUAACUUCCUCGGUCACACUAUAUCUCCGGCCGGUGUUAGCCCUGAUGGCGUUAAGGUUAGGGCGCUCAUGCACAUGCCGCCGACGACGAAUGUUAAGCAGCGUCGGAGCCUUCUCGGUGGACUCAGUUCCUACCGGAUAUUCCUCAAGGACCUCGCCACCAAGGUGCGGCCUCUCAACUCCCUUCUCAAACAAGGCGUUCCCUUCAAGUACACGCCAGGCAUGGUCAAGGUUGUCAAAACGUUGUUCAGCGAACUCGCUGGCCCCCCGAUUUUGGUCUUCCCGGAUUGGGCAGCAAUCGAGGACAACAGCCGUCCUCUUCGUUUGUGUUCCGACGCGUGUAUCGACGGCUUUCGCGCCUCCUUGGAACAAGAGCAGCUCGAUGGCUCGGUGAGACCCAUCGUGUUUAUCAACCGCGCUACUCUUCCUGCGGAGCGUAACUGGACCGUUUUGGAUCUGGAGGCUGGUGGCAUUGUUUGGGCCAUCAAACACCUUCGCGGUUUUCUGUGGUCGACCACGUUCAUCAUCUAUUCGGACCACAAAGCCUUGGAGAGCAUCGGCAAGGUUGGGGAACACAACGCUAGGGUGCAACGAUGGCUCGAGUUCCUGUCCAACUUCACCUACACCCUGAAAUAUCGGAAAGGGGCCUGGUACGGUCGUCGGCGUCGACUUCUUCGGACCUCUCCCAGUGACUGCCAAGGGCGACUCCNGUUGUUCACAGACCGUUUCAGUCGGAGAGCCGCCAUGUUCGCAGUUAUAGCGGCGGAAUUUACGGCGAAAGGGACGGCUCACAUCUUCGUCAACCAAUACAUGACCAAGUGGGGAUGUCCGACUACGUUACUGUCGGACAACGGACUACAUUUCUGCUCGAAGCACUCCAUGGCGAUCUACGAGGUGAUGAAGAUCAAGAAGGGGCCUGGUACGGUCGUCGGCGUCGACUUCUUCGGACCUCUCCCAGUGACUGCCAAGGGCGACUCCUACAUUUGGUUGUUCACAGACCGUAUCAGUCGGAGAGCCGACAUGUUCGCAGUUAUAGCGGCGGAAUUUACGGCGAAAGGGACGGCUCACAUCUUCGUCAACCAAUACAUGACCAAGUGGGGAUGUCCGACUACGUUACUGUCGGACAACGGACUACAUUUCUGCUCGAAGCUCUCCAUGGCGAUCUACGAGGUGAUGAAGAUCAAGGAGGUCACCACCAGCUCCUACCACCCACAGACGAACGGCGGCAAGGAAAGCGCCAACCACACGAUGGCCCACAUGCUUGCGGUGGUCGUCAACGAACAGCAAUACGAUUGGGAGGUACAUCUCCCGCACGUUGAGUUUGCCUACAACAAUUCCGUGAACCAGUCUACUGAAUUAGCGUCAAACGAGAUCCACAUCGGACGCAUCCCGCGACUCCCGCUGUCGGUCUUCGAUCAUCCCACGGUAGGUGGUCACCAAUGCUUGGCUCGCGAUCAACUCGAGUAUUACAACCUGGCUGUCGAUCGCCAGCGCCGGGCCUAUGAACUUGUCCGUGAGUACAACGCCCUAAAGAUUUCGCGAGUCGAACGCCGCAAUUCAUCCCUGCUGGACGCCAUUCACAAGCUCCCUCAGUUUACCGUUGGCGGGUGG
Messenger RNA from Ectocarpus sp. CCAP 1310/34, 4284 nucleotides. The record is from the annotation of a GenBank genome assembly. NCBI's taxonomy places the organism in Eukaryota, Phaeophyceae, Ectocarpales, Ectocarpaceae.